AUGUCGGGAACUUGGGAUUGGGAACGAUGCACGAGCAACUGUCUCUCAUACACAGUCGCAAACCCGGGUUUCUACGAUGAGCUGAGCUGUAUCGCCAGCGACUUCUACUGCAUGUGCAGAGAAGUGGCGUGGGUUGAACGACUAGUCAAUGGCGAUGUUACACCACUGGCGUGCAUCUCAGAGAAUUGCGCAGAGCCCGCAAAGAUAGCCUUCGCUGCCUCCGUUUCGCUCGAGUGCAGUAACCAUGGUCUCGAUAUUGAUACACUGAUCGCAACGGACAACAUACUCCUGACUUAUUUUGAUGCGCAACCAGCAUCCACAUCCGUGUCUCCACUGUCUACGAGCCCAACGGAAGCAUCUACGUCCGCGUUUGUUCCCACGACUUCCUCGAUGCUUACGAUUACACGACCUUCGACUGGACAGCCAGUUUCCACACAAUUAGCCGCCGAAGGCGCGAAUACGAAAAGCGAAGGGCUCGGUGCGGCCGCGACAGGGGGACUCGCUGCCGGGAUUACAGUUGCUGGUCUUGCAGUAAUCGCACUGAUAGCAUGGUUCGUCAUCCGCAAGAGACGUAAAGCAGCUCAAAAUAGGGAAACGCCUGUGGUGUCGUCAAUGCAACCAGAUAGCUCCAAUGAGAAAACGGACUACGAUCCUCACCAGAACCACGAACCUACCCACGAAUUACAAGGAGAUGAUCCGCCCACCAUGUAUAGUCACACAAGCAAUCGGAUGUCUGAACUUGACUCAAUACGGCCUCCGUCAGAACUCGAUUUGACCAGUCCAAUAUCUGAGCUCAGUUCGAAUCAAACGGAUCACGAUCGUUGGUCGGCCAACACGCCCAUGCCAACAAGUCCUUCAAGCCUUCCGGAUGUGCAAGAGGAUGAAGAAACGAUUUCGAUCUCGCAACCUGGUAGGUUCAGCCAUAUCCGGACUGCGAGGGCUUCGAAAAGCCAUCGACGGUUUAGCUCUGUCUAG
Alternaria alternata is the source of this 975-nucleotide messenger RNA. RefSeq lists its product as hypothetical. The transcript is spliced from 3 exons. The record is from RefSeq and is a predicted model, not a curated record. Bases 1 to 975 code for a protein of 324 amino acids. NCBI's taxonomy places the organism in Eukaryota, Fungi, Ascomycota, Dothideomycetes, Pleosporales, Pleosporaceae.